This is a messenger RNA of Notothenia coriiceps (black rockcod), 1829 nucleotides long. Its product is annotated as DNA damage-inducible transcript 4-like protein. Gene Ontology annotation, cellular component: cytoplasm. The transcript has 3 exons. Gene Ontology annotation, biological process: negative regulation of signal transduction. NCBI's taxonomy places the organism in Eukaryota, Metazoa, Chordata, Actinopteri, Perciformes, Nototheniidae. Bases 138 to 719 code for a protein of 193 amino acids. The record is from RefSeq and is a predicted model, not a curated record.
GCUUCAGUGUGAAUGUGGGUCUGUGUUUUUGUGUCAAUGUGGGGGCAACACUGCUUGUGAAUUUAUUUAUGAGAAACCUUCUGAACUAAAUUAUAUUUGCACUAAAUAAUAUUUAAGGAAAACAGCACACUGUCGCCAUGGUCGCCACAAGCACGUUAAAGACCAAAAGCAGCGACUGUAUCUCAGAAUUGGUGGAGAGAAGAUAUGACCAGGCUUGCAUUGAUAAAGAACUGGACUUCUGGGAUCACUGCCUGGCUGAACCCCAGAGGACUGGAGAAGUCACUGAAGACAGAACCUGUCAACAGCUGGCCAAAAUGUUUGAAAACUGCCUGUCCCGAGCCAAGAAGACAACCCUGCACUGCUCCUCUGUGCUGGUACCAGAGAAGCUGACGCAGAGGAUAGCUGGAGAGGUGCUGCGGCUGGCGGCCUGCGAGCCCUGCGGCCUGCGGGGUUGCGUCCUCUACGUCCACCUGGACAUGGAGAAGGGCUGCAAGCGGCUGGAGCGAAUUGUGUACGAUGCCACCGUGGUGCCCACCUUUGAGCUGACUCUUGUGUUCAAGCAGGACGGCACUGCCUGGCCCAGCCUGCGGGACUUCCUGUUCAUGGGAACCUGCUUUGCCCCGACUUUCAGACAUGUACUCAAACUGAGUUCAGGCUUUCGGCUCGUCAAGAAAAAACUGUACUCCUCCUCGGCUGGCACUAUUGUAGAGGAGUGCUGAACUAUAUAUAUAUUGGGUUUCCUGUGGGUAAAGGCACUUCUGCCCAAAUGUAAAUGAUACUCCAUUGGUGUCAUAUUUUCUAGUGUUUUUGUACAAUACACUAUAGUUGAUACACUUUAGAGCAAGACACUAGCCACUUUGUUGAAGGUCUGUUUCCAGAUACACUGAGUAUGUUCAGCAGCUGUAAACGCACCUGGGCACGAUGAAUAGGAGACCGAAGUUAAGUCUUUGGGGGCCAUACUGUAUGUAGGUUGUUGUGUAAUGCUGUAUUUAUGGCUGCGAAUGUUUUUUAGGGCUGAUCGUCUUGUGAAGAUGCUGCUGUCGUGGUGUGGGCUUCUCACACUACGGUUAUGUGGAUGCCUUAAAUGUCAGAGAAAUGCACUUUUUUUUUCACUUGGAGAUGUGUGUUUAGUGUAAACGUUUUUAGUGCAUUUUUAUUUUUAUACCCCGUUCUGAAACAUUUCCUUUCAAUGCACCGCCUUUAUAGAUUAUUAAAAGGAUUGUUCAUGUGUUGAUUCUUUAACCUGUGCGAAGCAGGUCCCCUCCUCCAACACACACACACAAACGCGCACAUGACCAAUGAGGGCACGCGAUAAGUUUGUGCACAGAAGACCGUGCCGGCUAAAAAUGAUUGAAUGGCCUGUCAGCCUUCCAUCUGUGCACAAACUUAUCUCGUGCCCUUAUUGGUCGUGUGUGUUGGAGGAGGGGCUCUUUAAGGAAGUGGCUGAUUUUUUUUCAGGCUGUGUAUUUUCAAAUUGUAGCGCACUCGACCUGGCUUCUCCAAAAUUACCUACCCCACCUUAAGGUCCAUUUUGUAAUUUGAGAUAUUUGAUGAAUUCCCUAGUGUUUUUUUAAAAUGCUAAUUGAACCUUCUGUUGAAGGAAACUGUUAGACAUCAAACAUGUAAACUUUAUUUUCAUAUACUUUAUGCAAUUUGUAUUGACGUUACUCUGCAUGUUCUGGAGUUUGGUAGGUAACAGUGGUGCAAUACAGGCUUUCUAAAUUGAGACAAUGUUGUCCUGCUAUGACAAAAUAAAUAUCAGCUUCACAGGGAAAACUAGCAAACUUUUUCAGAUCCUUUUUUAUCCAUUAAAGUGUCUGCAAACAUUU